Messenger RNA from Eublepharis macularius, 511 nucleotides. RefSeq names its product serine protease inhibitor Kazal-type 1-like. Lineage: Eukaryota; Metazoa; Chordata; Lepidosauria; Squamata; Eublepharidae. The transcript is spliced from 4 exons. The coding region runs from base 101 to 370 and encodes 89 amino acids. Gene Ontology annotation, molecular function: protein binding. The record is from RefSeq and is a predicted model, not a curated record.
CAUAAAUUGAGCCCACAAGAAACCGUCCUUCUGGGAUUGUUCAGAUAUUGCUUCCAGAAAGGUCUGUGUUCUAAAGUCAACCUUCAGCCACCAGUCAACAAUGAGAGUAACUACCAUAUUCCUCCUUUUCACUGCAGGGCUCUUCUGUACUUUAGGAAAUGCUGAGCUGGAUUACAGUGACAGCAGUGAGGAGGAAGAGGUAAAAGUGACUCUCCCUGACUGUGAGAAAUACAAUCUGCCGGCAUGUUCUAAAAAAGUGGAUUUUGUCUGUGGCACUGAUGGAAGGACAUAUGACAAUGAAUGUCUCCUGUGUCUUGAGAGUCAGAAGAAGAAAGUAAAAAUUGGCAUUCUGAAUCGUGGAAAAUGUUGAAAGCAUGGAACACGUGCCGCUUCUGCUGAAGAAUUCAGGAGUGGGUUUUCUGAGUGUUCCUGAUGAAGACAUGUAGCACUUAGAACCACUAUAUUGAUUAAACUCCUGAUCUUAAACAAUAAAACAAAAGCAUUACAUUGC